Molecule: messenger RNA, 1146 nt
Organism: Ectocarpus siliculosus
Lineage: Eukaryota; Phaeophyceae; Ectocarpales; Ectocarpaceae
Source: the annotation of a GenBank genome assembly
AUGCCGGCCGACCAUGCGAUCCAGAUAGUCCUGGCGUACUGCAUCGUCCCCCUGCUGUCGUUCCUCGUGGUGCUGCGAUCAGUGAGAAAGGCGAAGGGCUUCUACUCCAGGGACGGGGAGAGAUCGGGCUCUACCGUACAUGCCGUCAUCGCUUCCGUUGCUACCGGCACCCCGCAAUAUCGCUGCACACAAGAACAGGCACUUCGCGUAGCAUCUAAGGUACCCGGGACCAAGAGCGUGAGACCAACGCUCGAGCGCCUGUACCGCAACACGUGCAUCGGCAGCCGACACUUCGCGGUGCCGGACUUCACCCCGCAGAAGCGGGCCGAGGGAGACAAGGCGCUGUUCCCGGCUGACGGGAGCUAUGAGGUGCCUGUGGACGUCCGCCUCGCCAAGUUUAAGCAAAAGGCGGCCCCGCUCGUGUGCGACGUAUCGCUUCGAGCCAUCAAAGAGUCCGGCGUCGAUGUCUCCCAGAUAGCGAAGCUAGUGGUCGUAUCGUCGACGGGUUUUUCCGGCCCUGGCCUAGACUGCGACCUCAUCAAGAACCUGGGUCUGCCGCGAUCUGUGGACCGGACCAUGGUGGGCCUGAUGGGAUGCGCGGGGGCGUUACACGGCCUGCGUGUGGCGAGCGACUUUGUGAUUGCGCACCCCGGCGAGUGCGCUCUUAUGGUUUGCGUAGAGCUCAGUUCGCUGCACGCGAAUUUCCAAGAUAACACCGCAAACGCCGUGAGCAUGGCGCUUUUCGCGGACGGGUGCGCGGCCACCGUCCUGAAGGGGGCUAGAAAGGCUGAGUGCCCGAAGGGAAGCCUCGUCGUCGCGGACAGCCAUUCGUGGCUCAUCGAGGACAGCGAGGACGGUAUCACCGUCGACAUCGAGCCCAACUCGAUCGUGUGCGUCCUCUCCAAGCUCGUUCCUAAGAUCAUCGCGAAUAGCGUGGGGCCAUUCGUGGACGGGUUCUUGGGCAGGAACAGCAUGAAGCGGAAGGACGUUGACUUUUGGGUUGUACACCCCGGAGGGAGCGCGAUCAUCACGGAGGUGCAGAAUGGGCUCGGGCUGACGGAGGAGCACACGGCGGACUCUUGGGCGGUGCUGGGGGAGUACGGGAACAUGCUCUCGCCCACCAGCAUGUUUGUGCUGUCGAGGUAA